Molecule: messenger RNA, 1548 nt
Organism: Torulaspora globosa
Lineage: Eukaryota; Fungi; Ascomycota; Saccharomycetes; Saccharomycetales; Saccharomycetaceae
Gene: MTC6
Product: Mtc6p
Exons: 1
Coding region: 1-1548 (515 amino acids)
Source: RefSeq, a predicted model, not a curated record
AUGCAAAUUCCAAGAAAGCUUCUGGUGAUCUGGGCUUUGCUUUGGGAAGUGAUUCUUUGUGUGAAUUUCGAGGUGCUGCCUGCUAUCGAUAGCCAGACGCAAAAUGCCAUACGGUCUCAGCGAGACCUCAUGUUGAAUGUUACCAUUGACCAGCUGCCGCUGGUAGGGGUGAAUUUACGGAAAGUGAUACUGAAUAAUGCGUCGACGAACGACACAGAGUCUCUGCUGGGAAUGCAGUCACUGAUGAAGAACGGAGUGCAAAACUUUAUGCUAGAACUACAGCUCAGGAACGAUUCAUGGGGCGUCAGAGAUACAAAUCUGGAUCUUCAGGCGUUUCUCGUGGCUUUUGAGAGUUUCAUCAACAAAACUGAUGAUAAUUUGUCGGCGAACAUUUUAACACUGCAUUUGAACAUCUCUACGGAGGAGCUGCCGUCCAAUUCGACCUCCGGCGAUGACCAGAGUGUUAUCACGGUGGAUCCUUCUAAGCCGAUGCUGAACCUGACUUACGUCUUGGAUCAGUUUAUGGGACGUUUUAGGAUCUACACUCCCGAUGACCUGCGUACAGACCGGCAGCUUGGAAGUACGUUUGACACGUAUGGGCAAUCUAAUAGUGGCUGGCCCACUCUGAAUAGCUUUCUCUACCUUAAGCGGAAAAGAGUACUCAUAACCGAGGUCUCUAAUAGGCUAAAUUACUCCGAGGUGCCAUACAUCUUCAAUAAUACAAUUUUGCACUACGACGUCGGAAACAAGACUUUAGAAACGCCGAAUACGAUCGGAGAACUACUGUACACAUCAACCAUUAGUUGGAGGUACCUCGAAGCGGAAUUCACACCGGCAGAAAUUCAGCAAUACAUUAGCAUGGGAUACUCCCCCGUCAUCUCAAAUCAUUACAGCAUAGGAAAUUUGACUCAAAUUUCCGAACUACUAGGUAGCAGUAUCAUCUGGUCUUGGGGUGCCGGCGAGCCCAUUCCAGCCUUCACGACAGCCACUCCGAAAAAUAGUAGCUCUCUAGUGGCUUACAACUGCGCACUAUUAAAGUACUACAGCACUAACAACUCAGCAGCUUGGAUUGUCGGCAACUGCUAUGACAAAAAGCAAGGCCUCUGUAGGUACGCCGAACAGGCUUUUGAUUGGGAAGUGACAGAAGCUGACGAUACCUAUUUCGCAUUUGAGCAGCGCUCCGAAUGUCAUUGUUCCGAUAGAUACCAAUUUGCACUUCCAAGGACGCCAUUAGAAUUAACUUCCUUAGUGAUAGAUCUUGAAAGAUCAGGGACUCAAGACAAAGAGAUAUGGAUCGAUUUGAACUCAAUUGCUGUUGGCGAUUGUUGGGUUACUGGAGGUCCAUACGCAACAUGCCCAUACCAGAAAGUUGUUCCUCAUAGAAAUUUCGUGGACAUGAUAACUCCAGUUUCUGUGUCCUGUUGCGUAAUCCUACUGAUAGUCUUCUAUUUGAAUCUUUUACGUGUACCUAUACACAGCAACAGAAAAAAGUGGCGGAAAGUUGUGAAUGAGUUGUCAAAGACAGAGCUUGACGGCGUUCCUCUAUGA